Molecule: messenger RNA, 6037 nt
Organism: Oryctolagus cuniculus (rabbit)
Lineage: Eukaryota; Metazoa; Chordata; Mammalia; Lagomorpha; Leporidae
Gene: FLG
Product: filaggrin
Biological process (GO): establishment of skin barrier
Cellular component (GO): keratohyalin granule; cornified envelope
Molecular function (GO): transition metal ion binding; calcium ion binding; structural molecule activity
Source: RefSeq, a predicted model, not a curated record
CCCAGCAAGCUCCUUCAGCCUGCUUUCUACUUGCUCUUCUGGUGAACAAGGUUCACAUAUAUCGCCAAAAGAUGUCUACUCUCUUUGAAAACAUCAUUGCCAUCACUGAACUUUUCCAUCAAUAUUCACAAAAAGAUAAAGACACUGACACACUAAGCAAAAAAGAGCUGAAGGAACUUCUGGAAAGAGAGUUUCGUGCAAUCCUAAAGAACCCAGAUGACCCAGAUACUGCUGAUGUAUUCAUGGAAAUCCUGGAUUUAGACCACAAUGAAAAAAUAGACUUUACGGAGUAUUUACUGAUGGUGUUCAAGUUGGCACAAGCAUAUUAUCAGUCUACCACGAGACAAAACUUCCAAACAUCAGAGCGAAAGCACAAAAGGCAUAGCCACCAACACAAACAAAAAGAACAUGACACAGAAGAAGAAGAGGAACCGAAGAGAACAUUCAGGGAUUCAAGAAGACAUGAUGGAAGUAAGAAUAGGUCAAGACAUAACACCUCAACAGAAAGAGGGAAAAAGAGACAUGGGUCCACCUCAAGGGGACAAGAGGACAGAGAUGAAAAAACUCUGCAAUCAGAAACGGAAGGAUACAGAAGAAAACGUCACGAUUCAACAGGAAAGCAGAAAAGGAGAUCUGCUUCGCGAAAAAUGAGUGAAAAGAAACAUAAGACAAACACUAGCCCCAAGAGAACAAGAGAAACAGAGGGAGAUGAAAUUUGUUAUGGAAACAGAAAACAGAUGUAUGCAACUUGGGACAGUCCACAAGCUGGAGAUUCACACUACAGACUAGAAGAUGAUGAAGAAUCAAGCACACAAACAUCAGGAACGAGAAGAACACAACAAAGAAGAAAUGUCCACUCACGGGACAGCACGGGAGAGCAAGACACUACACCAGCAGGAUCCCCCUCGGGGAGACGCACACAGCGGGGACCCAGUCCCGGUCAGGCCAGCGACAGCGAGGCCCACGCCGAGCACUCGGGCAGACAGGCCACACGCACCCAGGGCAGGUCCGGGUCCCACGCACGGGAACAACAGGCACCGCCCCGCGGACAGACCGCAGACAGCUCCAGGCACGCGGGGGAGCAGCAGGCACAGACCUCCAGACACAGGCAGGCUGACGCCGCCCAAGGGCACUCGGCAUCCAGCAGGAGCGAGAGGCAAGGGGGGCAAGGGGCCCGGCACGCACAGUCGGCAGACAGCUCCACGCACUCAGGCACCGGCCACGGACAGUCCUCCCGGGCGUCCGGCGGCCACGGACACCGCCACUCCAGCGUCAGCCAGGCCAGCGAUAGCGAAGGGCAGUCAGUGGACUCCGAAAGCGAGUCGGCGUCAGAACACGGCCGCUCCGCUGACUCCCAGCGGGACCAACAGAGACCCUCCGGCCGCCGCUCGGGAGAACAGUCUGGACACUCACGCGCUCACCUCUACCAGCUCUCCCAGCACGAGCAGUCCGAGGCGGCCCACGGGCAGCCCCGAUCCGGUACUAGAGCCACACAGCAGUCCGGCCGCGAGCAGGAACGGGACGGCCCCCGACACGGGGCGCCUCGCGAGCGUGAGCGUCAGGACUCCACUGGUGGACGGCACGAGACCUCCCAGGGACGCUCCGGGUCCGGCAGCAGAGGAAGACAGGGCUCCCGCCACGAGCAGGCUCAGGACAGCUCUAGGCACGCUGCGCCCCACGGCGAUCACGCCAGCUCCAGGGGACAGUCAGCAUCCAGCAGCGGAGGGAGGCAGGGAUCGCGCCACGAGCAAGCCGAAGACACCUCCGGGCGCUCUGGGUCCCAGCACCGCCAGACAGCCCCCCAGGGACGGUCCGACUCGGCCCACGGGCGGUCAGGAGCCCGGGGAGAGAGCACACCACGAUCCGGCCACGGGCAAGCAGCAGAUGGCCCUAGGCAGUCAGGCUCUCGGCGCCAACAGACUGCCACCGGCACAGACAGUUCCAGACACGCACAGUCUCCGCAGCAGGGACACGCGGCCGCUGGACCCGCGACAAGCAGACGCCGGGGGUCCAGUGUCAGCCAGGACAGCGAGAGCGAAGGCCACUCGGAGGACUCAGAGAGACAGGCCGGGGGCCAGCGUGCGCCCGCCCACGGUGUCUCAAGGGACAGCUCUGGCCACUCCAGGUCUCAGCAACGGGAACGCACCAGGGGCCAACACGCCGAGUCCGCCCAGGGACCCUCAGCAGCCGGAAGCACGGGAAGACACGGAGAGAGCCACGGACAGUCUCUAGACAGCCCCAGACAAUCGGGCUCCCAGCACACGCAGGCCGAAACCUCCCAGGCAGAGUCCAGCCCAAGCAGCAGGAGGAGCAGGAGGCACGAGCAGUCACCGGACAGCGCCGGACACUCUGACGCCGCACCCGCACGAUCCCCCUCGGGGAGACGCACACAGCGGGGACCCAGUCCCGGUCAGGCCAGCGACAGCGAGGCCCACGCCGAGCACUCGGGCAGACAGGCCACACGCACCCAGGGCAGGUCCGGGUCCCACGCACGGGAACAACAGGCACCGCCCCGCGGACAGACCGCAGACAGCUCCAGGCACGCGGGGGAGCAGCAGGCACAGACCUCCAGACACAGGCAGGCUGACGCCGCCCAAGGGCACUCGGCAUCCAGCAGGAGCGAGAGGCAAGGGGGGCAAGGGGCCCGGCACGCACAGUCGGCAGACAGCUCCACGCACUCAGGCACCGGCCACGGACAGUCCUCCCGGGCGUCCGGCGGCCACGGACACCGCCACUCCAGCGUCAGCCAGGCCAGCGAUAGCGAAGGGCAGUCAGUGGACUCCGAAAGCGAGUCGGCGUCAGAACACGGCCGCUCCGCUGACUCCCAGCGGGACCAACAGAGACCCUCCGGCCGCCGCUCGGGAGAACAGUCUGGACACUCACGCGCUCACCUCUACCAGCUCUCCCAGCACGAGCAGUCCGAGGCGGCCCACAGGCAGCCCCGAUCCGGUACUAGAGCCACACAGCAGUCCGGCCGCGAGCAGGAACGGGACGGCCCCCGACACGGGGCGCCUCGCGAGCGUGAGCGUCAGGACUCCACUGGUGGACGGCACGAGACCUCCCAGGGACGCUCCGGGUCCGGCAGCAGAGGAAGACAGGGCUCCCGCCACGAGCAGGCUCAGGACAGCUCUAGGCACGCUGCGCCCCACGGCGAUCACGCCAGCUCCAGGGGACAGUCAGCAUCCAGCAGCGGAGGGAGGCAGGGAUCGCGCCACGAGCAAGCCGAAGACACCUCCGGGCGCUCUGGGUCCCAGCACCGCCAGACAGCCCCCCAGGGACGGUCCGACUCGGCCCACGGGCGGUCAGGAGCCCGGGGAGAGAGCACACCACGAUCCGGCCACGGGCAAGCAGCAGAUGGCCCUAGGCAGUCAGGCUCUCGGCGCCAACAGACUGCCACCGGCACAGACAGUUCCAGACACGCACAGUCUCCGCAGCAGGGACACGCGGCCGCUGGACCCGCGACAAGCAGACGCCGGGGGUCCAGUGUCAGCCAGGACAGCGAGAGCGAAGGCCACUCGGAGGACUCAGAGAGACAGGCCGGGGGCCAGCGUGCGCCCGCCCACGGUGUCUCAAGGGACAGCUCUGGCCACUCCAGGUCUCAGCAACGGGAACGCACCAGGGGCCAACACGCCGAGUCCGCCCAGGGACCCUCAGCAGCCGGAAGCACGGGAAGACACGGAGAGAGCCACGGACAGUCUCUAGACAGCCCCAGACAAUCGGGCUCCCAGCACACGCAGGCCGAAACCUCCCAGGCAGAGUCCAGCCCAAGCAGCAGGAGGAGCAGGAGGCACGAGCAGUCACCGGACAGCGCCGGACACUCUGACGCCGCACCCGCACGAUCCCCCUCGGGGAGACGCACACAGCGGGGACCCAGUCCCGGUCAGGCCAGCGACAGCGAGGCCCACGCCGAGCACUCGGGCAGACAGGCCACACGCACCCAGGGCAGGUCCGGGUCCCACGCACGGGAACAACAGGCACCGCCCCGCGGACAGACCGCAGACAGCUCCAGGCACGCGGGGGAGCAGCAGGCACAGACCUCCAGACACAGGCAGGCUGACGCCGCCCAAGGGCACUCGGCAUCCAGCAGGAGCGAGAGGCAAGGGGGGCAAGGGGCCCGGCACGCACAGUCGGCAGACAGCUCCACGCACUCAGGCACCGGCCACGGACAGUCCUCCCGGGCGUCCGGCGGCCACGGACACCGCCACUCCAGCGUCAGCCAGGCCAGCGAUAGCGAAGGGCAGUCAGUGGACUCCGAAAGCGAGUCGGCGUCAGAACACGGCCGCUCCGCUGACUCCCAGCGGGACCAACAGAGACCCUCCGGCCGCCGCUCGGGAGAACAGUCUGGACACUCACGCGCUCACCUCUACCAGCUCUCCCAGCACGAGCAGUCCGAGGCGGCCCACGGGCAGCCCCGAUCCGGUACUAGAGCCACACAGCAGUCCGGCCGCGAGCAGGAACGGGACGGCCCCCGACACGGGGCGCCUCGCGAGCGUGAGCGUCAGGACUCCACUGGUGGACGGCACGAGACCUCCCAGGGACGCUCCGGGUCCGGCAGCAGAGGAAGACAGGGCUCCCGCCACGAGCAGGCUCAGGACAGCUCUAGGCACGCUGCGCCCCACGGCGAUCACGCCAGCUCCAGGGGACAGUCAGCAUCCAGCAGCGGAGGGAGGCAGGGAUCGCGCCACGAGCAAGCCGAAGACACCUCCGGGCGCUCUGGGUCCCAGCACCGCCAGACAGCCCCCCAGGGACGGUCCGACUCGGCCCACGGGCGGUCAGGAGCCCGGGGAGAGAGCACACCACGAUCCGGCCACGGGCAAGCAGCAGAUGGCCCUAGGCAGUCAGGCUCUCGGCGCCAACAGACUGCCACCGGCACAGACAGUUCCAGACACGCACAGUCUCCGCAGCAGGGACACGCGGCCGCUGGACCCGCGACAAGCAGACGCCGGGGGUCCAGUGUCAGCCAGGACAGCGAGAGCGAAGGCCACUCGGAGGACUCAGAGAGACAGGCUGGGGGCCAGCGUGCACCUGCCCACGGUCACUCAGGAGACAGUUCUGUGUCUUUUCAAAAUGAAAUAGGUAAUCAUACGGGAUCUGAAUCUUAUUCUACUCCUCUUAAUGAACAUGAUCCUUCUUCUGUUUCUGAUGAAUCUACAUAUUCCUCUGAUGUCCAGACGUCUAGAAAUCAUCAUAGUUAUGGUGCUAACAAUUCACAUUCUGUGAUUUCUGAAAGGGCGCUUUAUGGAUCAGGUGUUGGUUGGAGACAUGGAAGCUAUGGGAGUGCAGAUUAUGAGUAUGGGCAGUCAUGGUUUGGACAUUCUCCACGUGGAAAUGUCCUUCAGAAUGCCAGACCUGAAGGAAUCAUUAGUAGACAUGAGCGCAGAAUAGCAUGUGGAUAUGGAGGAGAUUAUGGGAGAUACAAUAAUAUCAGCAGUAAUAGGCACUCGGGAAUAUAUAGUCUUUCUAGUAAUAUACCAAAACAGUUAGGAUUUGGGCGGUCACAAAGAUACUAUUACUAUGAGUGAGAAAGUAAUGGAAAACUAAUUAAUCCAAAGAGUAGCAGAACAAAUCAAGAACACAGCUUUGAAUCUAUAUACUUUUUCAUAAUUCUGUUUGGGAGGUUAUCUUUUUCUUUAUUUUCUUUAACAUAUUAUUAUACUUUCAUUUCUUUGGUGCAAGUUUCUUUUUAUUCUCCUGUGAUUUUUUAAGUUUAUUCUGGAAACAUUAAAUGGAAAUCAAUGCUAUUAACAGCUAAAUUUGGGAAAGUGCACUGGUAGAGAUUAGGGUUCAUAAUAGUGUUUUUCAUUCUGAUAUUAAAUUUUAGUUCUACUUUUGCUAAAAAUGUUAUUGGAGCCAAAAAGAUAAGAUCACUCUUCUGUAAGCCAAAUCUGCUAUAUUAACAUUAGGCCUCAAGAUAUCUGCCUCUUUUAUCUUUGCAUUAAAACUUUGUAUUAUUCUGAAUUCAUUAAAAUCACUUUGGGAAUACUCAUUCAAAAAUAUACUGAAUGAAAAAUUAAAAAUAAAGCUAUCAUAUAACAUA